Molecule: messenger RNA, 1692 nt
Organism: Antrostomus carolinensis (chuck-will's-widow)
Lineage: Eukaryota; Metazoa; Chordata; Aves; Caprimulgiformes; Caprimulgidae
Gene: JAZF1
Product: JAZF zinc finger 1
Exons: 5
Coding region: 1-633 (210 amino acids)
Cellular component (GO): nucleus
Source: RefSeq, a predicted model, not a curated record
AUGAAACUGGAUAUGGUAAAAGGCAACGAGCUGGCUGGCGAGGAGCCUCAGAAAGAGCAUUGCCAGAGGAACGAGGCAAAAUCUUGUAUUUUUGUUCAGAGUUCAGAAAUAUUUCAAGAGGUCAAUAAUGCUUUCUUUGGCUUUCGCUCAUUCGGUGUGGGAGAAGGAGCCGCAGUCAGCGGGGCAGAGUUUUCCAGAUGUGCUGCAGAGCGUGUGUGCGUGCGCUUAUGUCGACAGUUGUUGACGGUGGGAAACCAUCCAUCUUUCCUCAUCUGCACACCACCCUGUAGUGAAUAUGAUGAGGAGGAAGUAGACUAUGAAGAAUCAGACAGUGAUGAGUCCUGGACUACAGAAAGUGCUAUCAGCUCUGAAGCUAUCCUUAGUUCAAUGUGCAUGAAUGGAGGGGAUGAGAAACCUUUUGCCUGUCCUGUUCCUGGAUGUAAAAAAAGAUAUAAGAAUGUGAACGGUAUAAAGUACCACGCCAAGAACGGCCACAGAACGCAAAUCCGUGUACGCAAACCAUUCAAAUGUCGCUGUGGAAAGAGUUACAAGACAGCUCAGGGCCUGAGGCACCACACAAUCAAUUUCCAUCCCCCCGUGUCUGCUGAGAUUAUCAGGAAGAUGCAGCAAUAACAUGCUGGUCACAAAUGUGCCAAGAAACCCUCACCAGCAGUUGCUGAUUUUGAGAACAGCCACCUUUUUCAGGGGAAGCAUUCAGCAACCCUUUAAAAAAAUUAAAUGCAUGCUUUAAAAUUUUCUGUAAUUUUGGAAUGAUGUAUCUUUGUAGAGUUAAUGAUUUUGUACAUUUGCACAUGUAAUCAUCAUACCCAUUUUCAUUACUUUGAGAUAAGGUGCUAUAAAAGCUUAUAUAGGUUCUUCAGAACAUCUUUCUCCAAAACAAAACAAAAAAAAAAUUAGGGGGGACGUUGCGUAUUUAGUUGUACCGAAGUGUUGGAGUAGGAGUGAGAGGAGGAGAGCUUGGCACUGACAUCCUUCCACGAUUGCAACGUGAUGAAGACUCUCAACGCAUCUGUCAAUGUGUGUGCAAAACCAAAACAGUACCACCCUCGUCAAACUCUAGUUAACAUGCCUUACAUAAUGGAGUUACCAGUGGAGUAGCAAGUCUUUUAGGUAAUGGAAAUAUAAAUAAGAAAGAAUGUUUAACAUAAUAUGCUAAAAAUAUUUUCAUACUUAAAUAACAUACAUAAAAAGGUGUGCUUGCUGUAUUUUAUAUUAUCUUGCAAAUCUUUUUUUUUUUUUUUCCCUCUUGAAAUGCUGAAAAUCUUGCCAUUUGAACUAGUAAACAAUCACUUUAGGGUUAGAAUUACUACUUUUUUUUUUUCUUUUUUUUUUUUUGGGUACAACGUGUCACAUUCUGGUCACGCCUAUCAAACUUUUGAGGACCAAGAUCCCAGUCCAACUAAAUAUUUACCCCAAACUAUCUGUUAGAACGACACUUGGAAAUACUUAAGUGCAAAUUUAUGUGUGUGUGAGAAACAAUUAUCUUCAUCUCAGAUGAAGUUUUAAAGCACUUUGUAGUUCUCUAUUGCCAACAGAUUUAAUGUUUUAUGUGUUGCCAAUGCUUGCAACUACUGUACAAGCAUGUGCCUGUGGUUGCAAAUAAAAAUUAAGAAUUCUGCGCAUGGUUUCAGGAGGUCCAUUAUUUGUGCUGAGGGAGUUGCUGAUGCCUCU